Molecule: messenger RNA, 4594 nt
Organism: Paramuricea clavata
Lineage: Eukaryota; Metazoa; Cnidaria; Anthozoa; Malacalcyonacea; Plexauridae
Source: the annotation of a GenBank genome assembly
AUGAGGAAAGGACAGAACAAAUCGGGACAAAAUAAAACAGAACAUGAACAUGAACAUGAACAUGAACAUGAACAUGAACAUGAACAUGAACAUGAACAUGAACAUGAACAUGAACAUGAACAUGAACAUGCACAGGAACAUGAACAUGAACAUGAACAUGAACAUGAACAUGAACAUGAACAUGAACAUGAACAUGAACAUGAACAUGAACAUGAACAUGAACAUGAACAUGAACAUGAACAUGAACAUGAACAUGAACAUGAACAUGAACAUGAACAUGAACAUGAACAUGAACAUGAACAUGAACAUGAAACAUAUAUAGAUCAAUUUAGAUGGAAAGAGAGGAGAGCAAAGAAAGAAUUAAAAAAGAGCAAGAAUAUUGUGAAAAUUGGAGUUAAAUUUCAUAAUUUGAAUUUGAAAUUCCUAGAUACCAACGAAUGUUUAACCAAUCCCUGUCAUGUUGCUGCUACAUGUAAAAAUACAAUUGGUGGAUUUUUGUGCGCGUGUAAAGAUGGCUACAGUGGCAAUGGACUGCUCUGUACAGGUGCACAAUUAUUACUUCAACAUUCUGCCAGACUUUAAAGUUUGUUUCACGGUAACUAGGUUUAAUAUCAGUCCUGUUUUCGCUCGCUACUCUACUUUUUAAGUAAAUAAAUGCAAAUUCGUCUGGGUUUUGCAUUCAUUUACUUAAACUGCGAAACAUAACUGAUUCUGCAAGACGUUUGUUACAUAAUGCUAUUAUCGUAUGUGUUAUAAUUAUAGAUAUCAACGAAUGUGUGGCAAUCCCAUGUCACCGUCAUGCCACCUGCACUAAUCUACCAGGAAGCUACCAAUGUGUUUGUAACAUUGAUUACAGUGGAAAUGGAUUCAAUUGUGGUAUGUACACCAUUUUGUUAAUCGAUAGUGGAAAAUUUUAUUGCACUAUAAAUUGCACAGUCAUUAAUUGAAAGUACUAUAGCCAUGUCAUAUAUUUAACAAUUAAAUUACAAGCUCGAGAUUUCUAUGAGUUGAUAAGGACGAAACUCAAAUCAACUAUCACUUCAUAUAAAAACGAAAGCGAGUAAUCUGAUUGUUUUAAUAUAAUUAGAGUAAAGAAUCAAGUGCGUCCUCAGAAACCUUAGAAAUACGCGAGCCGGAAGCUAUUUUCUUAAAUUAAUGCGCCAGGAAAAUUAUUGUUUUGCUAUUCUCGCUAUAUCUAUCGAUGGAUAGAUAGCGAGCAGAGUAGCCAAUCAAAUUACAGCAUUUGCAAUAGUGAUGAAGAUAAAGUGCUAUUAAAUUACCGCUUAAUAAAUGGCCGAAGCUUUAUUUUGGAUGAAACGAUGGUUGUUUUAAUAACAUCCAGUAAAAGGAGAAAAAUUGUGUGACAAAUUUUUCUUCUCUUAUUGAUACUUAUAGACAUUGAUGAAUGUCUUCAAAACACGGAUGACUGUGCAGAUGCCCCAUCAGGGACAUGUAACAACACAAUUGGAAGUUAUAUUUGCACUUGCAACCCAGGAUAUACUGGAGAUGGAAAGACUUGUGUUGGUAGGUUUUUCAACAUGUCCUCUCCAACUUGUUAUUAUAUUGAAAACAGAGUUAUUUCAUUUGCAACUUCAGGUUAUUUCCGUCAGCUUUACUAACAUUAACAUACGUUCUUUAAACGUACGUUAAAUGUUCACAGCAUAGCCAUGGUUUAGCUUUGUGAACAUAUUUGGUGCGUUACUGUAACAUUUAGAAGGUUUUGAUCAUACCCCAAACGUAACUCAUGUAACCCCAAAAUUCAAUUCAAAUGCACAAUUUGUGCGAAGCAAAAUGGUUAAAUGGCGGGGGCAAAAAUCACUAAAAAAUUAUUUUUACGACAAUUUUGAGAAUAGGCUAUAUAAAUAAAUGCCAUUAUUAUAGGUCUACAUUAACUCUUCACUCGUACAUUUUUGGAACAUAUUUGUUGGAUAUCUAUUAGUUUUAAACAUUGCAUAUGCAGUCAUGCAUGUAUUUGUUUUGUAGUAAUUCAAUAAAAAAAUGUAAAAAUCGAUAACAUGAACAUUGAUUUAUUUUGAUGUAAUAUAAAACAAAUAAUGAAUGUUUUCGUCCGUGCGAUAGCAAGCAUGCAUAUUUGAGUCAUUCGGUGAAAGAUGAAAUUUUCCAUUUCGAUCACUCCCCUUGUGGAAAGGAAAAUUUCAUCUUUCACUUCAUGAAAAUAUUUUUGCCAUUGUAUUCAUAAACAUUCAUUAUUUGUACAAUAGCGUAUUUGUACAAUUUAAUGAUGCACUUGGAUUUAUUUCAACAGACAUGCAGUUGUCAAAUGAAUGCUAUGUAUUUAAAUACUUCACUGAUAUUACUGUAGACAUAAACGAAUGUGAGUUAACUCCAUGUCACCUGAAUGGGAUUUGCAACAACACAGAUGGUAGUUUCAACUGUGUGUGCAAACAAGGAUUUUCAGGAGACGGCUUCAAAUGCGAUGGUAAGUUAAUUGAGUUUACAGGGAAAAUCCUAGUGUAACUACACAUGAAUUUUGAGCAUGAAUUCAUUUUAAAAUCCCAACGGCAGUUUGAAAAACUUUAAUAACUUUACGCGUCCAUGGAUUCCAGAGUCAUCUGUUAUGCAUGUGCGACAUCGGUAGCUUUCGAGUAUCAACCAUUCAUUGAAUAGCGAUAAUUCAGUAAUAAUUAAUUGUUUUAUAUUAAUAAUUGUGUUGUUGUCAAAUAGCAAUUCCCUUUUGAUAAUUGUUUGUUUAUAUAUUGCAGAAAAAAAUUGUCAGUAUCAUUUUUCUUUCCAGACGUGAAUGAAUGCGUUAGCUCGCCAUGUAAUGACUCUUUUCGAAAAUGCGUAAACACACCAGGAUCGUAUGGGUGUGUUUGUCAACAUGGCACUGCAAGAGAUCAAGUGACAUGUAAAGGUAGGAAUCGGCAUCACAUACAAUGUACAAUAUAACAGCAUAUAUAUAUACUAAUAUGUUUGAUAAUCCUUAAUAAGGUUUACAUACCUUACUUCCAUAUUUCCAUGCAACAGGAAUGUGUCUAGAAGAAACAACUGGUGAAAAUGUUGCACAAGGGAUAUUUUUUUGGAACAUUACAACGGGUGACCGUGUUAUUUUUUCAAACUGUCCUUAUGGGGGAAACAAUCACUCUUCGGGUCUGCGUGACUACUUGGCGAGUCGACAUUGUCAAUGCAACGAUAAUGCAUGCCAAAGUCCACAUUGGCUUGAACCCGACACUUCACAAUGUAAAUACAGAGUGUUCAAUGAUUCAGCAACUACAGACGGUUUGUCAAUUCUCUUACAGGUAUGAGAGGAAUCAACAAACUUGUUGUUAUUAACAUACAGAGAAUUCCAAACUAUGCAACCCCCCCCCCCACCCCUCUAUAUUUUGUACUUUUACUAUAUUUUCCGGCAUAGAAAUUUCAGGUUUUUACACUGUAUGGAAUAACUAUCAAUUCAGGUCAACACAUUGUCAUUGAUAUUUAAGUGAUCAAAAUAAAUUUGGCGGUUUCUCUUUUGCUACCCUGUUUUUUGCCUUCUUAACAUUAGUUCUUAUACCUAAUGAAAUGUUGAUGAUAGUGAACACAAAUUAUCAGCUUUAUUAGUAGGUGGGUGGCGAUUUCCUUUAAACGUAUUGAAACAUAACAUAAUGUCUCUAAUUUAAACAAAUGUGAAAAUUGGUGUCGCCACCAUAAGCGAUUCUAGUAGCCGAACGGUUGGUUAUUUUGAUCCGUCAAAUAUUGGUGGAUUGAAUUUAUGUGUUACUAGUUAUUACUGACACCUAAACCUGAAACCUAGAUCUGUUAAAACUAAUGAAUACCACAAAAUAAAGUGGGAGGGGGCAUUUGUUUAAGUGUUAAUAUACUAAUUGCUAUAUAUGUAUGCGCGUGAACAAUAACAGCAUUUUGAAAUAUCAUGAGCAGUAGGGCAAGAAAAACAGAUUCUACCUGUGUAAUACUAUAAUCGUUUAAAUUCACAUCAUUAUUUUUUUACAAUAAAAAAAUAGUGCCGAGACAUGCAAUAAAAAUAUUGAAGGGUAACACAAUUGCAUGCCUUUAUAUUUUUAGGACAUAAAGCAGAAUAGCACUACAGCAAUAAAUGCAAGUAUCCGAGUGGUAAAUUUAACAACUGAUUUCAAGAAUUUUGGAAAAGAAGAUAUCUCGUUGACCACCUCAAUUCUGGAAAAUAUUGUUGGAAAAAAAGAAUUUUUGAAUGAGGUGGUGUAAUAUACUCGUAUGAAAUCAUGUGAUCGUGAUAGAGUCAAUUUGCUGAGCUCAUGCAUGUUCACUGUUCAGUGAAAUGACGAAUUUUGCAGCCUUAUCGAUGAAACCUAACUUGACAAAGCAGUUAAAAUAUCCUUGAAGUAUUAUAUUAUUAUUCAGGCAAAAUUACUGCAGCUAUAAUUUCUUAAAACAAAUUUAUUGUUAUUUUUUAGACAAAUAUAUUCAACCUAAUGUGCAAAGAGUUUAAACCCGUUAAUUUUUGUUCUGAUCAAAUCACGUUUCCACAUAUUACAAUUUUAACUGGGGAAUUUUUUCUUUAGACUGGCACGAAUAUCAUUAAGGCUGUUGACAACUUCUUAAAUGUCGAUCCUGUCAUUCUUGCUCAAAAUCAACGCACUGCUAAUUCGUCUGCAAG